UUUCAUCGCGAGCCGCGCAACAUUCCAGCAAAAGCAUGUCGCUAGCAUGUGCCCUCGCCGGCGGCCCAGCCGCGUUCAAGGACGUCUUCGUCGACAGCCGCCACGACCCGCCGUUGCCCCUGCCGAAGAAAGACCACAGCGGUGGCGACGGCGACGGCGACGCCCUCACGAGCAACCCGAUGACGGGGCAGCGCCUGUACCAGGGCACCUGGGUGAUCGAAGGGUGGAUCCCGGGGAUCGUCCAGAUUCAAAACGGCGGCGGCUUCACGCCACGUCGUGGCGAUGUCAUCCUCGCCAGCCCGCCCAAGUGUGGCACCACGUGGCUCAAGGCGCUCGCCUUCGCCACCAUGGCACGCGGGGCGCACCCGCCCGCCGCCCCCGACCACCCGCUCCUCCGCCACACGCCGCACGACUGCGUCCCGUUCAUGGAGGUGAUCGUGUCCGGCGGGUGGGGGAGCAAGCUGGACGCGCUGCCGUCGCCGAGGCUCUUGUCCACGCACAUGCCCUACUCUACUCUGCCCGCCUCCAUCACCAAGAAUCCAGACUGCAAGAUCGUCUACAUCUGCAGGGACCCAAAGGACAUGGUAGUCUCAAUGUGGCACUUCCUUAGGCAUCCUCGGCCAAACCUGUCAUUCAACGACAUGUUCGAGCUCACCUGCGAGGGCAGAUCUCUAUGCGGCCCAUUCUGGGACCACAUCCUCGGGUAUUGGAACGCCGGCAAAACCAUGAGUGGCGACGAGGGCCAACCAGAGAUGACCUCGGCAGCGGUCCUUUUCCUCAGGUACGAGGAAAUGAUAAAAGACCCAGCCAACAAUGUACGAAAGCUGGCGCGGUUCGUUGGGCAACCAUUCUCCGCUGCCGAGGAGGAAACCAAGGUUGUGGACGACAUUGUGGAUCUGUGCAGCUUUGAGAAGCUGAGCAGCCUCAAGGUGAACAAGGCGGGCCCUGUGGUGUUCACCAAGUAUCCUCGUGAAUCUUUCUUCAGGAGAGGGGGUGUAGGAGACUGGAUGAACCAUAUGACACCUGAAAUGGCGCAUCGUUUUGACGCCCUUUUGCAAAGCAAGUUCCACGGAUCGGGCCUAGAUCUCCUGUGAAUUCUAUUACCAGCAUGCAAACUUGUAUGAUUUUACACUCUGAUCCUUUGUGAAAUAUUAUGAUUCAA
This is a messenger RNA of Aegilops tauschii subsp. strangulata, 1162 nucleotides long. Its product is annotated as cytosolic sulfotransferase 5. The record is from RefSeq and is a predicted model, not a curated record. Gene Ontology annotation, molecular function: sulfotransferase activity. NCBI's taxonomy places the organism in Eukaryota, Viridiplantae, Streptophyta, Magnoliopsida, Poales, Poaceae.